AUGGCAGUGUACGACAUUAGACUAUGUCGCGUAUCCCUAAAAUCCCCCAAUGGGCGCCAAAACUUGUCCCUGAUUUAUUUUCGUAUGGUUUUGAAUCCCUUGAGAGGAUACCAUAAGGAAGGAAGACCUAGGUCUUCAAGCUCUAUUACUUCCACUCUCAACAGGCUUCAAAGCCGGAUGUCAACUCCAACAAGGUCGAAGUCGCCCAAAAAGAUCAAAACUGCUUUUGACAACUUAUCUGAUAUAGGUUCUGCAUCACCUUCUCCUAAGUUAAAGGAAGAGCCGAUACAUUAUGGCUCCACAAAUGAUUAUGGAAGCCAGCGAGGUUCUUUGCGUAGUAUGGUAUCUCACGUGGAAAAUAUGAUACCAGUUUCUAUAAGUCCCGUUCCAUCAGCAAACGAUACCCCUCAACAUAAGGCAUCAGAGAAUUGCCCUUCAUUCAGAAACAUUCUUGCUGUUGAUUCCCUAAGGUCUUAUUUGACGUCGGGGGCUACAGACGAAGAAACCAGACCAAUCUUGCCUGUCUGUGAGGCAGACUGUGCUUCCUCUACCAGAAACCACGAGCUUAGAUACCAUCAUCACGUUAAAGCUUUGAAGAGAUUUGUUUCCAGUAACAGGUAUGGGUUUCGCAUAGUGGGCUCUCUUCUCCUUAUCAUUUUGGCCCUUAUACUCGCAGUUAGAAUUUUGGUGUGA
Ogataea haglerorum is the source of this 693-nucleotide messenger RNA. RefSeq lists its product as uncharacterized. The record is from RefSeq and is a predicted model, not a curated record. The transcript has a single exon. Bases 1 to 693 code for a protein of 230 amino acids. Lineage: Eukaryota; Fungi; Ascomycota; Pichiomycetes; Pichiales; Pichiaceae.